AUGCGAUUUAAGGGUAAUAAGUUUACAUGGCGGAGAGGGCGUGUGGUUUCUAACUAUGUGGCUAAGCGGUUGGAUAAAGUACUGUGUUGUGCUCAGACACAUCUACGAUGGCACGAAGCAACUGUGACCCACUUACCAUUCUUGGCAUCGGAUCAUGCCCCAGUUUAUGUGCAGUUGAGUCCAGAGUUUCGGUGUGAUCCGCGGCGGAGACCGUUUAGGUUUGAGGUUGCGUGGUUGUCUCAUCCCGAGUUUAAAGAUAUGUUGACAUCGUCUUGUGAUAUGGCGAUCACAACACAAUUAGCUUUGCAGAGAUUGACAGUUACGCUUAAGAAGUUGAAUCAUGAAGUCUUUGGAGAUAUCCAAAGACGCAAAGAGCAUCUGUCGGUGUCGAUUAUAAGGGUUCAAGAUCAACCGGAUGUCCAUCCGUCAGAUAUCCUACUAAGUGAGGAAGAAGGGUUGAUCAAAGAGCUAGAGUUGGUCUUGGAACAGGAGGAGGUUCUAUGGUUUCAAAAAUCAAGGGAGAAGUGGAUUGCUUUGGGGGAGAGGAAUACAAAGUAUUUUCAUACCUCAACCAUUAUUCGAAGGCGUAAGAAUAUGAUCGAAAUGCUGAAAAUGAUGAGGGAGGCUGGGUCUCGGAUGUACAAGAAUUAG
Messenger RNA from Camelina sativa (false flax), 651 nucleotides. RefSeq lists its product as uncharacterized. The record is from RefSeq and is a predicted model, not a curated record. NCBI's taxonomy places the organism in Eukaryota, Viridiplantae, Streptophyta, Magnoliopsida, Brassicales, Brassicaceae.